AUGCGCUCGCGGUUGUCGUCGGCGUCGGACUGUUGGCCGGCGCCAGAGCCCCCACCAAACCUGCCUGACCUACACCUAGUUGAUGCUAGCUCACCGGCUCUGGUAAACAAAUGGUUCAGCGACCGAUUGUACGUCGAAUGUCUUGCAGAUGUGGCCUUAGUGGCGUUCGCCUUCUGUCCGCCUGCCGCCGCAUUUGUAAUUCAAUGUGAUAACGGUUCCGAGAGCGUUCGCGCGUUUAGUUACGUUCCCGUUGAUUCUGGGUCGUGGCACAAAGGAAUGCCAAAUGCCCGCACAUGCUUGCUGCAUCAAAAACUGCAGCUUCUUAACUGUUGUAUCAAAAAAGCUCUGGAAGGGAACGGUAGCUUAGCAGGCAACUCUUCAGAAGAUGAAUUUUUUGAUUGCUCAGAAGGUGAAAAUGAGGACCAACUGCCAUGGGACCGACCUGUAGGCCGUCUCAGUCGUUUUGGAGAUGCAGUUAUGAAGAAUGGAGCACCCUUAUAUGUACCCCGUACACAGGAUCCUGCGCCAAAGACGGAAGAUCAGCUGGAGGAAGACGCAGAAUUAAUGGUGCGGCUCGGUGACGAUGCAAAAGCAUCGGAACUUCGAGCACGGAUGAUGAGUGCCUCGCUUCUUUCUGAUAUGGAAGCGUUUAAAGCUGCUAAUCCAGGAGCUGAGCUGUGUGACUUUGUACGCUGGUAUUCACCGAGGGAUUGGAAGCCGGAAGACGGUGGAUCAUUGGGGGAUCGUAUGCUUCUGCCGGGUAAUCCGUGGGUAGAAGCGUGGGAGGUAGCUCGGCCUGUUCCUGCAUCGAGACAGCGAAGGCUGUUCGAUGAAACUAGGGAAGCUGAACAGGUUUUACACUUUUUACGGUCGAGGACAGUGAGCGCAACUGCAGAGUUGCUACUACCGGCAAUACUUCGGGCAGGAGCUUUGAAAGCGCACGAAGAGGGAGGAACUUGUACUAGUUCCAACGUCGGUGGUGUCGAUACAAGGAGGACAUUUGAAAUAGCUGCCCGAGAGCUGGUCGAAACUGAAAGGGAAGUGUGCAGAACAUUAUGUGUUCGUACUGUUCUUGGGCCUAGCCCGGAAGGUAAACCGCUGGAUGUGGCCGGUAGAACCAGGAUACUAAAUAUAGCUGGAGGAGUAUUGCCUGCUCCGGCUCGGCGGGAAUUUACACUCCGAGUGCGGGAUGCGAUUGCGCCACAAGUAAUGCGCGCUGCUCUCUCCGGGGAUAUGACUAUUGUAGGAGCCUUCACCGAACGUAUCGUUUGUUUGUAG
Molecule: messenger RNA, 1278 nt
Organism: Arctia plantaginis
Lineage: Eukaryota; Metazoa; Arthropoda; Insecta; Lepidoptera; Erebidae
Source: the annotation of a GenBank genome assembly